Molecule: messenger RNA, 1895 nt
Organism: Oncorhynchus gorbuscha (pink salmon)
Lineage: Eukaryota; Metazoa; Chordata; Actinopteri; Salmoniformes; Salmonidae
Gene: slc35f3b
Product: solute carrier family 35 member F3b
Exons: 10
Coding region: 128-1663 (511 amino acids)
Biological process (GO): transmembrane transport
Cellular component (GO): membrane
Molecular function (GO): transmembrane transporter activity
Source: RefSeq, a predicted model, not a curated record
GUUCAAAUUAUGUAAUGCAACGGCAUAUGUGUGGAUGAGAAGGGAGAGGGACCAUGUUAUUUUUCUCCGUGGUUAAACUGGAUUUACAGUACCGGGCUCGCGCUGUCCCCAAUUGAGUGGCAUUAUCAUGUACGGCGAUGGAGAGGGCACUGUUUGGGACAGAGUCGGACGCCCCCGACGGGACUGCAUGUGCUACCUCGGACCUCCGACAACUUUGAUGCCCAUCGGGAUGCGGAAGUCUCCCGAUGUGAGUCCCAGACGGCUUUCGGACAUCAGCCCCCAACUGAGACAACUAAAGUAUCUGGUUGUGGACGAGUCUAUCAAAGAAGACACUUUAAAAUCGUCCCGUUCCUUUGAAGACAUUAACAGCGCGUCGAUAGAGGAGAGGAUCUUGAGGAUCACUGGAUACUACGGCUAUCAACCUUGGAAUGCUGUCUACACCAACAGAGAAGACCGUCCCAGAGAGAAUGUGGUGGGCAGCACAGCGGACGGCCAGGCGGCAAACGGCGGGGCGCCGGGGGCGGAGCCUGCUACGGGGAGGUGGAGACUUCGUUGCUGCAUCAAAGUCACAGCCGUACAGGUGCGGAAGGCGCUGUGGGGCAUUGCCAUGGUGAUGUGUGUGUGCUCAUCGUGGGCGGGGUCCACCCAGCUGGCCAAGCUCACCUUUAAGCAGUUUGACGCUCCAUUCACCCUCACCUGGUUCGCCACCACCUGGAACUGCCUGUUCUUCCCCCUCUACUACAUCGGACACCUGUGUAAGAGCCCUGAGAGACAGACCCCCAGACAGAGGUUCAGGGAGUGUUGUCGGUUCUUUGGGGACGACGGGCUGACAGCCAAGGUGUUCUUCACUAAGGUGGCUCCAUUUGGAUUGCUGUGGAUCCUCACCAAUUACCUGUACCUACAGGCCCUGAGGAAGAUCAACACUACAGACGUGUCAGCUCUGUUCUGCUGCAACAAGGCCUUCGUAUUCCUGCUCUCUUGGAUCGUACUGAGAGACCGCUUCAUGGGGGUCAGGAUCGUGGCGGCCAUCUUUGCCAUCGCUGGCAUCGUGAUGAUGACCUACGCUGACGGCUUCCACAGCCACUCUGUCAUGGGGAUCACCUUCGUUGUGGCCUCCGCUUCUAUGUCUGCACUCUACAAGGUGCUCUUUAAAAUGGUCCUGGGCAGUGCCAAGUUUGGGGAGGCAGCGCUCUUUCUGACGAUCGUCGGCGGGGCUAAUUUUGUGUUCAUCAGCUUUGUGCCAGUCAUCCUGUACUUCACCCAUGUGGAAUACUUUGGUUCUCUUGAGGACAUCCCCUGGUUAUACCUCUGUGGGGUAGCAGGCCUGCUCUUUGCUUUCAAUAUCCUGGUGAACUUUGGCAUUGCCAUCACGUACCCCACAUUAAUCUCUCUGGGCAUCGUCCUGAGUGUCCCUGUCAAUGCCAUGGUUGACCUGUACACAUGUGAGAUCCACUUCAACGCAGUGCGUCUGAUCGCCGUGUUGAUCAUCUGCCUGGGCUUCCUGAUGUUGCUGCUUCCAGAGGACUGGGACCAGUGCUUCAUCCAGCUCCAUGCUAAGCUGCAGAGUAAACGGGAGGAACCAGCUGAGGAGGAGGCAGGGCCCGGCUCCAGCCUCAACUGGAGCAGGAGAGCAAGGCCCUCCAUGUCUACCUUUACACACUGACCACUGUUUAAUGUGGAGGGAUGGACGGACACACUGAAACAGACAGGCAGAGGCAAACACGCACACGAAUGGAUGAAUGGACAGAUGGACAGAUACAGACACACAUACAGUGUACAGACACACAUACCGAUACACACACACACACACACCUUGGACACUUGAUUGCCAUGAUGCCCUGCAUGGUCGACCUCUGCCCUCCGCCCUCUCUCUUUCCCCUUCCCUCUCACUAGUU